Molecule: messenger RNA, 1308 nt
Organism: Exophiala xenobiotica
Lineage: Eukaryota; Fungi; Ascomycota; Eurotiomycetes; Chaetothyriales; Herpotrichiellaceae
Exons: 1
Coding region: 66-1202 (378 amino acids)
Molecular function (GO): oxidoreductase activity, acting on NAD(P)H
Source: RefSeq, a predicted model, not a curated record
GUUGAUUCAAGUUCUUGGUGAUCGUUCUGGCUCAGGAGAAACCCAAAUCUGGCUCCUCUGUAGAGAUGCAAAUAGUCAACUACGCGGCCUGGAUCCCCGCCGAAAACGCGGCUCUGGAAGUCGCAACAGCUCCCUUCCCGCAAAUCGGUGCCGAUGAAGUCAUCAUCAAGAAUCGUGCCGUGGCCGUCAAUCCGGUCGACUGGAAAAUCCAGAGUUGGGGCGGCUUUGGGAUCAAGUAUCCAGCCAUCCUGGGUGAAGACGUCGCCGGCGAGGUGGUCGAGGUGGGCAAGGAUGUCAAGAAGUUGUUCAAACGCGGGGAUCGAGUCAUUGCUCACGCGUUGUCGUUGGGCAAGGGAAGUGCAUAUGCCGGCUUCCAACUCUACCCUCGUCUGAAGGCCGCGACGGUGGCCAUGAUCCCUGACGAUCUGGAGUUCAAGCAUGCUGUGGUCCUGCCGCUGAGCAUUUCGACAGCCGCGUCAGGAUUGUAUCUCAAGGACACGCUGAAUCUGGAGUAUCCCCAACUGCAAAAGAAUGGCCACGGCCAUGUGGGGUUGUCAAGCUCGACUUCGACGAGUCCUCCCACUAGUCCACCAUCCGCAGAGCGAGGAUCCUGGACGAUGGUGGACGUCGACGUCGACGUCGACAAGCCGAAACCAAUCAUCCUGCUCUGGGGUGGCUCUUCCUCCGUGGGCUCAUCCGUGAUCCAGCUCGCCGUGGCAUCGGGCUAUGAUGUCGUGACGACGGCUUCACCUGCCAACUACUCGUACGUCAAGUCUCUCGGGGCCGUUUUGGUCUUGGAUUAUCACAAUCCGGACAUCGUCCCGAUCCUGGCAUCGCUGCUGAAAGGACGGUCUGUCGUCGGCGCAUACGAUGCGAUCGGGUCGGUGACAACAGUUGGCCAGUGUGCUGCGGUUCUGCAUGCCUUGGAUGGCGGCACGGUUGCGAGUGUAGGUGCUGCGCCCGACGAGUUACCACCGAAUGUCAAGGUGAGCAGGAUCUCGGGCGAAAGGAUCGUCAGCACGGAAGAUGGGAUCGUCGCGAAAAAGGUGUGGCACGAGUAUGUGUCUGCUGCGUUGCAGGAGCGGUCUCUCAAGCCGGCGCCCGAAGAGUUGGUCGUCGGUAAUGGGUUGUAUUAUGUUCAGGGCGGGCUGGACAGGCAGAAGCAAGGAGUCAGUGCGAGGAAGGUGGUUGUUACACUCUGAAAUGAAAUUGCUAAGAUGGACAUCUGUCGCGUCCUCGGAAGUACGGUUCUGUGUUCGUUUCUACGGAAAACCGAGACGUAAAAUUUCAUAUUCCUUCCCGCCCUCA